ACUCCCUUUGCUUCACGCAAACCCACUACUGCUUCUCUCUUCCCCUAUCAAACGACGCCGUUUCUACUUUCUACCCUCCCUCUCGCUGCAGAGGGAGAUGACUGGAAGCAAGGGAGAUGGUGGUGGGCCAUGCGGUGCCUGCAAGUUUCUUCGGAGAAAGUGCGUGAAAGGCUGUGUUUUUGCUCCUUACUUUGACUCCGACCAGGGCACCGCCCACUUCGCGGCCGUGCACAAGGUGUUUGGUGCCAGCAACGCUUCCAAGCUUCUUACCGGGAUUCCCGCUCACAAGCGGCUCGACGCGGUGGUUACUCUCUGCUACGAGGCUCUGGCUAGGCUUAGAGACCCUGUCUAUGGCUGUGUUGCUCAUGUUUUCACUCUCCAACAACAGGUUAUGAAUUUGCAGGCGGAGUUGGCCUUCAUUCAGGCCCGUCUUUCGACCUUGCAGCGCAUUCCUUCUCUGGCACCGCCACCCCUACUGCCUGAAAGUGCACCGCAGCCCAAUCUUCAGUCUGACUUUUUUAAUGUUCCUCUACAAUCACACGAGGCGUCGAUGGAAGCUGCGGACUUCUGUAAUAAUUCAAUGGACAGAGAGCUCGAGGAUGGUGAUCUCCAAACCCUAGCUCAAGAAUUUGUCUCUAGAUUCUUGCCCGGAGUAAAAGUCCGGGAUUCGAGUUCUAACUAAAAGUUUCUGUUGCUCACUUGCAUUAAGUUUCUUCUAACUUUUUCUGGCAAAUCUCAGUUCAUCAUGUAUGGAUUCAAUAGUCUAAUUCAAUAGCCAUGCCUUCCUUU
Vitis vinifera (wine grape) is the source of this 789-nucleotide messenger RNA. RefSeq names its product LOB domain-containing protein 19. Gene Ontology annotation, cellular component: nucleus. Gene Ontology annotation, biological process: positive regulation of DNA-templated transcription; hormone-mediated signaling pathway. The transcript has 2 exons. NCBI's taxonomy places the organism in Eukaryota, Viridiplantae, Streptophyta, Magnoliopsida, Vitales, Vitaceae. The coding region runs from base 98 to 682 and encodes 194 amino acids. The record is from RefSeq and is a predicted model, not a curated record.